GCGACGGAACGCGCCCGCCCGCGCGUUCGUCGACCAACUUGUGAUGUAACUAACUUUACGUGCACCACGAAAAUAGUGCAGUGUUUGUGAUAAACAAAUUUCAUAUACAAAAGUGACUGUGGAUGUUAAAGUUUCAUAGUGUAUCAAAACAAAUUAUUUACACCAAAUAUUUAACUAUACAAACAAACUGAACAGAACUCUCAAGUUCUAAGUGAAGUGCAAUAGAAAAAAAGUGAUGCGUUCAAAGUGCAAAAAGUUCAAGUUCAAAUGAUGGCUCUGCGGCAUGACGUCAUGGACCCAACGUUCCUCCCCGCGGACCCCCCGCCGGUGUCUGACAUCAAUUACCAACCUAAGGCAGACCUAGCCAGCGAAUACUUCAACACAUUCAGCCAAAUCUGCGACAGCUACCGCCCAGAAUCCGACGUCAAUCUCCGCCAGACUUCGGACUCCGUUCGGCUCUCCUCGGAGAUCCUCGACGGCCGAUCGGAGUAUUCGGACUUCGCGAAAGUGUUCAAGGAGAAUGCGCAGGAGUACGUCAACACGGACUUUAGUGAUAAAGUGUUUUUGAAGGACGAUCAUGUGUUCCAAUUCGGGCAGCCGGACGCGUCUGCACUGCUCAGGCAUAGGGCGAGGAGAAGGUACAAUGAGGAGCACGGGCUGCAGCCUCCAGCGGCUACCAGUCAAGAAAGCGGGUACGGCAGUGAUGAGUUCGGCCACGACUCCCCGAGCCGGUACGCGUCACCGAAGGGCGCCGGCGCGGGGGCGCCCUACCAGGAGCCUUACUACGCGGGCGGCGAGUGGGGCGCCGCCUACUACCAGCCGCCGCCGCCCUACCAGCACGACCCCUACGCCACGUCGCCAGGUGAGCCGCCCACACACGCAGCUAGUCACAGCGGGGCGCCCUACAGGAGCCUUACUACGCGGGCGGCGAGUGGGGCGCCGCCUACUACCAGCCGCCGCCGCCCUACCAGCACGACCCCUACGCCACGUCGCCAGGAGCCGGACUACGCGGGCGGCGAGUGGGGCGCCGCCUACUACCAGCCGCCGCCGCCCUACCAGCACGACCCCUACGCCACGUCGCCAGGUGAGCCGCCCACACACGCAGCUAGUCACAGCGGGGCGCCCUACAGGAGCCUUACUACGCGGGCGGCGAGUGGGGCGCCGCCUACUACCAGCCGCCGCCGCCCUACCAGCACGACCCCUACGCCACGUCGCCAGGAGCCUUACUACGCGGGCGGCGAGUGGGGCGCCGCCUACUACCAGCCGCCGCCGCCCUACCAGCACGACCCCUACGCCACGUCGCCAGGUGAGCCGCCCACACACGCAGCUAGUCACAGCGGGGCGCCCUACCAGGAGCCUUACUACGCGGGCGGCGAGUGGGGCGCCGCCUACUACCAGCCGCCGCCGCCCUACCAGCACGACCCCUACGCCACGUCGCCAGGUGAGCCGCCCACACACGCAGCUAGUCACAGCGGGGCGCCCUACCAGGAGCCUUACUACGCGGGCGGCGAGUGGGGCGCCGCCUACUACCAGCCGCCGCCGCCCUACCAGCACGACCCCUACGCCACGUCGCCAGGUGAGCCGCCCACACACGCAGCUAGUCACAGCGGGGCGCCCUACAGGAGCCUUACUACGCGGGCGGCGAGUGGGGCGCCGCCUACUACCAGCCGCCGCCGCCCUACCAGCACGACCCCUACGCCACGUCGCCAGGAGCCUUACUACGCGGGCGGCGAGUGGGGCGCCGCCUACUACCAGCCGCCGCCGCCCUACCAGCACGACCCCUACGCCACGUCGCCAGGUGAGCCGCCCACACACGCAGCUAGUCACAGCGGGGCGCCCUACCAGGAGCCUUACUACGCGGGCGGCGAGUGGGGCGCCGCCUACUACCAGCCGCCGCCGCCCUACCAGCACGACCCCUACGCCACGUCGCCAGGUGAGCCGCCCACACACGCAGCUAGUCACAGCGGGGCGCCCUACCAGGAGCCUUACUACGCGGGCGGCGAGUGGGGCGCCGCCUACUACCAGCCGCCGCCGCCCUACCAGCACGACCCCUACGCCACGUCGCCAGGAGCCGGACUACGCGGGCGACGAGUGGGGCGCCGCCUACACCAGCACGACCCCUACGCCACGUCGCCAGGUGAGCCGCCCACACACGCAGCUAGUCACAGCGGGGCGCCCUACCAGGAGCCUUACUACGCGGGCGGCGAGUGGGGCGCCGCCUACUACCAGCCGCCGCCGCCCUACCAGCACGACCCCUACGCCACGUCGCCAGUGACUGGCGAGGGCGCGGCGGGGGCGGGCGGCGCGGCCGAGCUGCCGCUCCCGCCCAUGUCGUCGUUCCGGGCGGCCGCGCCGCACCACUCGCCCACAGACCCCAUGCUGGUGGGCAAGCCGGCGCUACAGCCUAUGUACCCUGGCGGCGCGGCCAGUACGCCGGCCGGCGGCGUGGCGGGCGGCGCGGAAGGCGGCAGCUUGUCCUCGUACGGCUCGUCGCCGUCCACGCCGGUGCACUCGCCGCCGCCGCUGCACCCGCGCCUGUAUCCGCUCAAGCACUCGCCCGCGCUGCACCACCAGCACCACAACGGACAGGUGAGGAUGGCUACUUCUGGAUGGGUACCCGUCUCACGCCCCCCGCGCGCCCCCAGCCCCGGCAGCCUGUCCUCGUACGGCUCGUCGCCGUCCACGCCGGUGCACUCGCCGCCGCCGCUGCACCCGCGCCUGUAUCCGCUCAAGCACUCGCCCGCGCUGCACCACCAGCACCACAACGGACAGCAAUCGAACUGGGUGUCAUCAGGAGUGUCGUCGCCGGGAGCCGCGUCCGCCUUGCCGCAGCACCUGCCCAACGGGCAUCACGUGGCCGUCUACCCGCCGCCCAAUAUGGGCGCGCCGGCGGAGCAACGACAGCUGGACGAAGCGAUGGUGUUCCUCCGAGAGCACUCCGAUGUAGUCGGAGCGCGGAUGGAGGAGAGACUAGACGACGCGAUCAACGUGCUACGCAACCACGCGGAGGCUUGCGACCUGUACGCGCCCGAACAUUUGCCGCACCAGCCCGCGCCAGUUUCGCGGCUGAGCGCUGGAGGCGCGGCGCUGGCGCACGCGCACACAGAACCGCCUGUCAAGAUGGAGCGCCACGUGCUGCCAAGCAAUAAGAAACGCAAAGAGCCCCCGGACUCCGGCCUGGACAGCAAGCCGUCGUCGUCGGGCUCCGCCGACCUCGCCAAGCCGCCUGGCAACAAGCGCGCGCGCAGAUACUGUUCGUCCGCCGACGAGGACGACAUGGACCCCGACACGAAGGCCGCGCGCGAGAGAGAGCGGCGGCAGGCUAACAACGUGCGAGAGAGGAUAAGGAUAAGAGAUAUAAACGAGGCGCUGAAGGAGCUCGGGCGUAUGUGCAUGACGCACCUCAAGAGUGACAAACCGCAAACUAAGCUCGGCAUCCUCAACAUGGCUGUGGAAGUCAUUAUGACGCUGGAGCAGCAAGUUAGAGAACGUAACCUGAACCCGAAAGCAGCGUGCCUGAAGCGGCGCGAGGAAGAAAAAGCGGAGGAGGCGCCCAAACUGUUGGCGCCGCUCACGCACUACCAGCCCAUGCCGGGCAUGGGCCAGCUACCAGGUCAGCCGCCCACGGGCGGGCCGCAGCAAUAGCGAACAUGUUCCCGCCCCGCGCACGCCCCGCCUAUGCCCCGCUGCACGUAGGCCGAACGCCCCGCGGGGAGUACACGUGACCAUUGCGGCGACGAUUCAAGCUUCGGUUGGUGAAGUGAGACUCGGAUGUGAAACUAGUAUCAUGGAGUUGUACUCAAGUGUGAAACCAGUUUCAUGAAGUUGUACUCAAGUAUGAAUCUAGUAUUGAGUGGUACUCAAGUAUGAAACCAGUUUCAUGGAGUGGUACUCAAGUAUGAAACCAGUUUCAUGAAGUUGUACUCAAGUAUGAAACUAGUAUCAUGGAGUGGUACUCAAGUAUGAAACCAGUAUCAUGAAGUUGUACUCAAGUAUGAAUCUAGUAUCAUGAAGUUGUGCUUAAGUAUGAAACUAG
Molecule: messenger RNA, 4036 nt
Organism: Ostrinia nubilalis (European corn borer)
Lineage: Eukaryota; Metazoa; Arthropoda; Insecta; Lepidoptera; Crambidae
Gene: da
Product: trithorax group protein osa
Exons: 19
Coding region: 268-3645 (1125 amino acids)
Biological process (GO): regulation of transcription by RNA polymerase II
Cellular component (GO): chromatin; transcription regulator complex
Molecular function (GO): protein dimerization activity; DNA-binding transcription factor activity, RNA polymerase II-specific; RNA polymerase II cis-regulatory region sequence-specific DNA binding
Source: RefSeq, a predicted model, not a curated record